AUGUCGCACCCCCUUCAAAAGUACCUUGCAGAUCAUAGUGAUCAGGAAGUUACAGCUGGUAUUUCUCUUGCAACACGACCCGCAGUUCAGCAACUGUUCUGUCAGCAAGAAUUUGCAAAAGAUGAACUACUUGCGCUCUCUGGGAAUAUUGGUCGCCAGAAACAAGGAGUCUAUGCGAACAUUUUGACCUGUAACAGUAACAUCGGCUAUACCGUUCCGCGUGUGUACAUCGGUGGGGCCGCCGGGCCGUACAGCUCUCAGUCCCAAGGCAUGCGAGCUAAUAUUCGUGCACACCAAAACAAAAAUAAAACUGCGAAAGCAUGUUCUAAUAUUCAUGAAAAGUUCCUGGUAGCAAAAGAGUGGGAGGCGAACUGGGCUGCCCUUGUCUUGUUUUCGUCUGAGGUCGACAGAGAGCUGGUAAAGUUUGCCCAUGCUGUCAUGGUUAUCAUGUUUGCGUCGUGCCAAGACGUCGAUUACAUUGCAUGCCGACCGCCAACACUGCUUCCUAUGCCUCUACAAUGGGGUUUGAAUGAGACAGGACCUUUGCAUUUCCAUAACAUUGCUACAUACAAUAAACUCUGCGGAGUUUCCAAUCCCGAAGAGAAGGAACGCAUUCGCUGCAGGCAAAGUAUAAACAGCUUAGCCAGUGCUUCCGCUAAGAAGAGACAACGCUGUGAAAGAUUGAGACGAGGCGGGGCCAUUCACGUGAAUGUACACAGAGCGGGCUCGCACAUCAAACGAUUUUUUAUCACACCAAUGAGCGCUGCUGAUGGUGGCCCUAUUGAUAUCACAAUUCCACUCAAAAUAGGUCUCAAAAACAGGCUUGAACAGUCUCCCACUGUUGAUAUGACCCUUGAUCUGAGCACAGCCAACCACCACAGACCAUAUGCUUCCAAAUCUGAACGAGAUAGCCGGAUGCGCCGACUCGGUAUUUUGAUCACCGGAAUCAUUCCAAGUGGCCCAAGAAAAGGUGCUCAAUUUAGACAAUGGCUUCAAUCAUCGAGAAAAGAGGGCGAACGCCAAGCGGAAAAGCUCAUUGGUUUCCUUGACCCCCACAACGGAACUCAUCUCCACCAGGACACAAGUGGCGAAGACUGCUCAAGUUCAUUUGCGAGUACGAGGAAUGGAGGCAGCUUUUCCAAUUCCACGCCGCCGACACAAGCGGCCUCGCUUCUUUCUAGCACCGCAAGGCAUUCACAAGUCACUCCACAGAUUGCAAUCUCCACAAAGAACCCUAGUUUCUCGUCGAUGAUCACUCGGCUGGUUCAAAAAAUUCGGCUGAAAGUGCUUUCCCGGAAAAUGAAAGUGACUCCAGCGGUUCUGGUGUAUUUCAAAAAUCGUACCGCCGAAUCAAUAGCAACGGCCUUGCUUCGCGGUAUCCGUCAGCCAGUUGUGAAUUUGAUUUCCUCCAAAGAAGAAUUGACUGCUACAAGACUUCUUUCCCUCAGUGGUGAUACUCGCGACCUCAGCCAAGGGGUCUAUGCGGAUAUUGUAACCAGUGGAGAUCCAACAUUUUUCAAGAUAUAUGUGGGUUCCGCCGCUGCUAUUUCUACGAAGGGGAAAGUCAAGGGCAUUAGGAGGAGGAUCCAGGAUCAUUUAUCGUAUCUACGAUCUACACGCAAGCCUCAAAGUGGCCAACCGCACUCCGGCGAGAUUCGGAAGGAGGGAAGGCUCUGCAAUUUCGUAGUGCUGGUCCAGUUUACAGACCCGGUUGAUACGCCAAGAUCUUCCACGGAGCCUAUUCUUGGGUCUCAAUAA
This is a messenger RNA of Penicillium samsonianum, 1758 nucleotides long. RefSeq lists its product as uncharacterized. The transcript is spliced from 4 exons. NCBI's taxonomy places the organism in Eukaryota, Fungi, Ascomycota, Eurotiomycetes, Eurotiales, Aspergillaceae. The record is from RefSeq and is a predicted model, not a curated record. Bases 1 to 1758 code for a protein of 585 amino acids.